AUGUCCAUCAAGUGCACAGGACACAUGACUGAAGAAGUUCAAAUUCCCAGGGAGAAAGACGAACCAAACCAGAAAGGAUCCAUGCCUUCCCACGCCACCCUGUUCCUCCUGACCCUCCCACCCAAUGCUCCAGCACCACUGAGCUCAGGUCUCAGAGUUGAUGUUCGAAAAUCUGCCCCCUCUGUGGUUGAUCGACUUCAGAGACAAAUAAUCAUAGCUGACUGUCAAGUUUACCUGGCUGUGCUUUCCUUUGUGAAGCAAGAGUUGUCAGCAUACAUAAAAGGUGGGUGGAUCCUUAGGAAAGCCUGGAAGAUUUACAAUAAGUGCUAUGUGGACAUCAAUGCCCUUCAGGAGCUGUAUCAAAAGAAGCUAACUGAAGAGCCUUCUGAUGCUGCAAAUGAUAAUCACAUGGUGGCUGAAGGGGUGACUGAGGAGUCCCUAAACAGACUGAAAGGUGCUGUUAGCUUUGGAUAUGGCCUUUUUCACCUUUGCAUAUCCAUGGUGCCCCCAAACCUGCUCAAAAUCAUCAACCUGCUGGGGUUUCCUGGAGACCGCCUACAGGGGCUUUCUUCACUGACGUAUGCGAGCGAAAGUAAGGACAUGAAGGCCCCUUUAGCUACAUUAGCUCUACUCUGGUAUCAUACUGUAGUCCGCCCGUUCUUUGCCUUGGAUGGCAGUGAUAACAAAGCAGGCCUGGAUGAAGCUAAGGAAAUUCUUCUCAAAAAAGAAGCUGCUUAUCCAAAUUCUUCCCUCUUUAUGUUUUUCAAGGGACGGAUCCAGCGAUUAGAGGUAUGGUACCUUCCUCAUCUUUUAAAAAUAAAGCCUCUGAUGAUCCCAUCUCUGCUGUCUGCUUGGGGGCCAGUGUGGAUGAGGCAGAAUGCCAUCGGCUGAGGCACAUUGUGUUCGUGUGCCUUUCACUGCACCAUUGCUGAGGAAGAGACCUCCAGGAACCCAGAAUGUUAGUCAGUUACCUUCUAUUCAGGGGACAUGG
Molecule: messenger RNA, 991 nt
Organism: Castor canadensis (American beaver)
Lineage: Eukaryota; Metazoa; Chordata; Mammalia; Rodentia; Castoridae
Source: RefSeq, a predicted model, not a curated record